UUAUUCUUCUCUCUAAUUGGUUGAAAUCACAGGAUAAUCUGAGUUUCUCUAGAAUUAUCACAUACCAAUACGAAUCUUUCGAGGACACCGAGAAGCUAAUUAUACUGGUUUCCUAAUUUUUCGAACUAUUUUGGUUUUGAACGGAAUGCUGCAGAAACAGCUGAACAAGAUGUCAGCGCCCAUGUUUCAUAACAGGAACAUUGCAUAGUUAUCUUUUUCUGCUAAUUUAUAAGUACAAAUUUAUGUAAAGGUGAUUGGAAGAUAAUUUUUCAAUGGCUGAUGAUGAUGGUAAAUAUAAGAAAUCAUGUGACAGAUUACGACAUGAACUAAGAGAUUGUCUCGUAUACAGUGACUGUGUACAAAAGGAUAAAAAGACACCCAGGGAAUGUUUAAAAUUAGGAACACACAAUCCUACAGUGCCAAUGGAAUGUCAUGAACUUAGAUACAGAUUUUUUCAAUGUAAAAGAUCAAUAAUUGACAUGAGGGCAAGAUUCCGAGGUAUUAAAGAUUAGCACAAUCAUGGAAUAUUUUUAAAUCUAAGUGUGACUGUGUAUGGCAGUGGAUAAGGAUAUUAUAGUUGUGUUUUCUGUGAUUUUGUAUUAAUGAAUACAUAAAUAUGUAUAAAUAAAAAAGUAUAUAUGAUAGUGAA
Mytilus trossulus (common blue mussel) is the source of this 649-nucleotide messenger RNA. Its product is annotated as cytochrome c oxidase assembly factor 5-like. The record is from RefSeq and is a predicted model, not a curated record. NCBI's taxonomy places the organism in Eukaryota, Metazoa, Mollusca, Bivalvia, Mytilida, Mytilidae. Bases 273 to 512 code for a protein of 79 amino acids. Gene Ontology annotation, cellular component: mitochondrion. The transcript is spliced from 4 exons. Gene Ontology annotation, biological process: mitochondrial respiratory chain complex IV assembly.